Anopheles coluzzii is the source of this 1409-nucleotide messenger RNA. RefSeq lists its product as uncharacterized. Bases 676 to 1170 code for a protein of 164 amino acids. The transcript has 4 exons. The record is from RefSeq and is a predicted model, not a curated record. Gene Ontology annotation, molecular function: protein binding; serine-type endopeptidase inhibitor activity. Lineage: Eukaryota; Metazoa; Arthropoda; Insecta; Diptera; Culicidae.
AAUGAGGAUCAAUUUGUACGGCGAUAAGAAUGUCUGAUUAAGAGAUAAAUUAGCAUUAAAUCAUUUGGAGAUGCAACGAGAACAACACAUUAUUCUCAUGCAGAAAGCACUCAAGGGAUGAUUUGUUACAUCACAAAGCGUCACACCGGUUCAAAACUGUCUGCAAAAAAACUCCAAUCUUUCUCUCUUUUAAUACCACCCUGGGUUUAGUAUCCCCUCCAUUUGCUGAAGCUUUGCGCUUUUUGUAUUUCCACUCAAUCUAAUAAACAUUGGACUUCCGAUUUUCUCUCCCUCCCCCCUCCACUGCCUCUCAAGCCCGGGUCGAGCACCAUUCGUACGGCAUCAAGAACAUUUCCCCCGCCCUUGCCCGACCACCCGUUCUUGCUGCACCUUGAACCGUGCAGACCACAACCGCGAUCACCGCCGAUCGCGACUUCGAGCCUUCAUGAGCCUGUGCAGGACUCAACCAAGCGGUCAGUUAGCGUCGAUUCUUCGCUGGCUCCGGACGAGUCGCUUGCGACACACAGCCCAACUGCCGAAUCCGGAACUAGUAGGCCCCCGCGUAGCAGAGUGUAGCUAAAGUUGCAGUUCGACACGGUGUUUGUGUGUGGUUCGCAGAAGGCAAAGAUUGGACGGAUUUUCCAAGCAUCCAAGGGUGGAUCCAAGGGCUCAGCGAUGGAACGGAAUGGACGUGUUGCGGUUGUCGGAGUGUUGCUGGUCGUGAGCUGCCUGGCGCUGCUGCUGCUAGCCGUACCGAGCCGAGCCGAUGUCAUUGCAAGGCGGGUUCGUCGCCAGAGUCCGUGGCUCCAGCGGGCUCCACUUACGUUCGCGCUGGGCAAGAAAUUCGCGCGGAAUCGACCGGCAGCCAGUUCAGCAUUUGCCCUCGAAACCAACACCGACUGGCGGGAGAACGCGGUGGAGCAAAGCCGACCAGCCCAACCGGUAGCGGUGCGUCCGCUUGCCGAGCUUUCGGCGGAAGUGACCGACAGCAAGCCGGCGCCACGAUCGAGGGCCUUCUACGGCUGCAUGUCGAACUGUCUCACGCUGUCGCAGUACAAUCCGGUGUGCGGUACGGACCACACCACCUACCACAACGAGUACAAACUGGAGUGCGCCAACCGGUGCGGAGCAAAGCCCAGAGUUUCGAUCAAAAAGUCGGGCAUUUGCUAGGCCAGCCACAGCAACCUGUCGCUUCUGUCCGAUGCAUCCGAGACGCACCCGAACGUCGCAGCAUUGCAUUGCUCACCCUCCCACUAGACUAAGAAGCCCGACUAGACGCAAGGCGACUGGAUGCGUACAAAAAGGGGGUAGAUAGGCGAGCGAAGAUUUCUAAUUUAUUUCUAGUUUUUACACCACACCCGGUAGCGAAAAUAUGGCACAAAAAUAAUAAACAAAAUCGCUAAACACAA